Molecule: messenger RNA, 2169 nt
Organism: Plasmodium knowlesi strain H
Lineage: Eukaryota; Apicomplexa; Aconoidasida; Haemosporida; Plasmodiidae
Product: tryptophan-rich antigen
Exons: 2
Coding region: 1-2169 (722 amino acids)
Source: RefSeq, a predicted model, not a curated record
AUGAUACAGUGCGGAAGAAAAACAGGUGGCUGCGCUCUCCAAAGAUCGAUCCAAUCCGAAGGUGAUAAAAGACACCAUAAUGGCAAAACAGUUUCAUCCACUUGUGAAGAAAACAGUACAGAUGGAAAGAAAACACGACGAUCGUCUUUUUUCACUAAAAGAACUGCUAUGCUCUUCUUUGUUGCUGCGUAUAUUUUCCUAAAGCACCAGGAUGAUGCUCCAAGAUACGGUGUGAGUACUUUAUUACAAGUACGUAAUCAGGUAGGUAGAAUUUUAAGGACAAAUGAAGAAAACGCUCCAAUGGAAGAGGAGGAGGAAUUAGGAGGGGAAGUUUAUGACAACUACAAGGAAAUCCAUAGACACAACCAACACGCCUAUGAAAGCCCUGAAGAAGAAAAAUAUUCUGACAAUGAAAAGGAAAAAGAACAAACAGUACAUGAUAAAAUACAAAUAAAAAUACCAAGGGAUGAAUUCGUUAAUGAGAGCAUUCCUAUUCUAGACACGCAAUGGAAAAACCUUCCGAAUGUAGACAUAGAAGGAAAAAAUGCACUAUACCCAUUGAAACCCGAAGAUUUAGAAAAGGAAGUUUCAAAAUUCACAGAUUGGAACGCAUUCAAGCGAAGCUUAGAAGAGGAUUGGGAAAAGUUAGAAGUGAAAUUAUGUGAAUCAAGUAAAUGGUUAAUGCAAAAGAAAAAUAAUGAAUGGUCUAACUGGAUCCAGUUAGUUAAAAGUAAAUGGUCAGUACAUGGUAAAGUUCCAAAUGAAGAAGAACUGGAUGGAUCUGUGGUAGAACCAGAUUGGAGCUACGGGACAUGGGGUUCAUGUUUUAAAACACAAGUAUAUCCCAGAAUUAACUCACAACUGAAAAAUUGGUUAGAUGACACUCAUUCUAAUUUAUUUAAAUUUCUUGUUAAAGGUUUAGUAGAAGUUGAAGACAGGAAAAUCAAAGGGUGGUUAAUGUACCACUGGAAAAUGAACGAAGAGGAUGAUGAUUAUAAAACGUUUGGAAUUAUGCCAACAGCGAAAUUUUUAAAUUUAGCUCAGUCUCGACAAUGGUACCAUGACAAUCCGCAUAUAGAUAAACAAAGAAGAGAACUCAUGUUAUGGUUUUCCCAUAGAGAAAACGAAUAUUUAGGACCAGAAUGGGAAAACUGGACUUAUUGGAAGAAUGAGAAAAUUAAUGCAGUUAAAUUAUUGUGUGCAGAAUUAUCCAGAGGAUGCAUGGCGGAGGGAAAAUGGAAAGGAGAAGAAGAUGAUGGUGCAGGGGAAGAAGAAACAAAAGAGGAACUAACAGAAGGAGAGAAGCCAGUGGAAAUGAAAGAAAAAGAAGAAGCAAAGGAAGAAGUAAAGGAGGAAGUAAAGAAAGAAAUAAAGGAGGAAGUAAAGGAAGAAAUAAAGGAGGAAGUAAAGGAAGAAAUAAAGGAGGAUGUAAAGGAAGAAAUAAAGGAGGAAGUAAAGGAUAAAACCGCUGGGUUUCCAUUGAAACCCGAAGAUUUGGUAGCGGCAGUUCCCAAAUUCACAGAUUGGAACACAUUCAAGCAAAUCUUAGAGAAUGAUUGGGAGGGAUUUAAGAAUAAAUUAAAUGAAACAAGAGAAAGAUGGAUGCAAAAAAGUAAUGAUGAGUGGGCGAGCUGGAUUCACUCAGUUGAAAAUAAAUGGUCAGAAUAUAAUCAAGUCCCAACAAAAAAAGGAAACACUCCAGCAUUGAAAAAACAAGAUUGUAAGGACAGUAGAUGGAAAAAAUGGUUUAACACAAAAGUAAAAUUCGGAAUUCAUUCAAAAUUGGAAAAAUGGUUGGACGACACUCAUUCUAAUUUAUUUAAAAUUCUUCUUAAAGAUACAAAACAAUUUAAAGGCGAGAAAAUCAAGGAAUGGUUAGUGUACCACUGGAAAAUCAACGAGGGAGGCUUCGAUUAUAAAGCGUAUGAAGCUCUACCAACACUGAAAUUUUUACAUUUAGCUCUGUCUCGAAAAUGGUACAGUGCAAAUCCUAAUAUAGAUAAAGAAAUAGGAGAACUUAUGUCGUGGUUUUAUCAUAAAGAGAACGAAUAUUUAGGACAAGAAUGGGAAAAGUUGGCUCAUUGGAAGAAUGAGAAAGUUGAUGUAAUUAAUUCAAUGUGUGCACGCGGAAGUAUCUACAAUACGCCUAAACGAAUUAAAAUAGAAUGA